GCCAGGUUAAAGUCUUCAGGGCCUUGUAUACAUUUGAGCCCAGAACGCCAGAUGAACUGUACUUUGAAGAAGGAGAUAUCAUUUACAUCUCAGACAUGAGUGAUACAAACUGGUGGAAAGGAACUUGCAAAGGGAGAACUGGACUAAUUCCAAGCAACUAUGUGGCAGAGCAAGCUGAGUCUAUUGAUAACCCACUGCACGAAGCUGCCAAACGUGGCAACCUAAGCUGGUUGAGAGAGUGUUUGGAUAAUCGAGUUGGGGUCAAUGGCUUAGACAAAGCUGGAAACACAGCUCUGUAUUGGGCAUGCCAUGGAGGCCACAAAGAUAUAGUGGAUGUUCUGUUUACCCAGGCAAACCUAGAGUUAAACCAACAGAACAAAUUGGGAGACACAGCUUUGCAUGCUGCUGCAUGGAAAGGUUAUGCAGAUAUUGUAGAGAUGCUGCUGGCAAAGGGGGCAAGAAUAGAUCUGAAGAACAAUGAGAAGAAACUGGCUUUAGACAUGGCAACCAAUGCCGCUUGUGCUUCCCUGCUUAAGAAGAAACAGAGCGCAGGUACAGUCCGAACAUUAAGUAAUGCAGAGGAAUACCUCGACGAUGAAGACUCUGAUUAGCUUUUUUCAUGCAGCCUAAAGAACUAUAACUUGCGUUGCCUAUGUCAUUCCCAAAAAAUAUCUUUGCAACUGUAAAAAUACUUCACUUAGAGCACUGCAGUCUUCCAAUAUAGCAUAUAAAUGAGAGGGUGAAAUCAUGCUUUCCAAAGGAAUAAUUUUCAUGUGUGCUAGAAGAUGCCACGUUUUAAAUCAGAGUUCCUUUGGAAUUUUCUCACAGAGGAAGUGUGGCAUACCCUUAUUCUUCAGUGGGCAGAGGACCGUCUUCUAAACUCAUGGGUUUUAUCUCAGGCCUUCCCAGCAAGUGCCUUGCAUCUCUGGAAAACACUCCUCAAACUGAAAGGUCCCUCUGGGAUUGCAGGACACCAUUGCUAACGUUGCCCAAAAUCUCCCUAGAUAUAGGUUCUUUUGUGUAGGUAAGAUGAUACUGGCAGACUUAGUACUGGCUCACAGGCAUGAGUGGAGAUGCUGCUAUAGAGAGUGACCAUCUUUUGCCCACAUGGAGCCAGCCAAGACAAGGUUUGAUUCCCCCCCUCUCCUCCCCACCCCACCCCCCCUGAUUUUUUCCCCCUAUUCCGUCCUGUACCUCUCUAAGUAAGGGGAAAAAUGGCAUGGGAUGAUCUGCCUCUGGAUGCUUUGUCUUCUUUUGCUAUGGGCCCAAUCCCUGAAAUGUAAACUCAGGUGAAAUGCUUGCUUAAGUCAGUUUUGCGUGACAAAUACACUUAGUUUUGGACUUAGCGACUUGAUUCUUUUGCUUUUUGAAGUGCAUUAUGCUGAAACUAUUUGUAGUGAAAGGAAGACAGCGUAUUUUUCUAUUUAUCCUGCCUAAAAUUUUUUUACUGAUCUCUUGCUUUUAUUUUUUAAAAGUGUUCAUAUAUUUUUUCCUAAAUUACCUCAAAGCUUAAGUGUAUUUGAAGGAACGAGGGAAGAUGUAUAUCGAAUAUACCACAGCUAUCUUUAGAAGACAUAUUCGAAGCUGAAUAAACAUUUUAAAAAUGUAUUUCUUCUUCCUGUGAAUUAAAGAGAACUAAAAAAAAAAUUGAGCCACUUUUCAAGCUUCCCUGCAGAGUUAAAAAAUAAGUACUUCCUUCAGAUUGCUCAAAUAGCUGCAGCCAAAUAUUAUACCCUGCUGAGGGAUACUUCCAUGCUGUGAUGGUAAGAAAAUGUUACAAGUAUUUGAGAUACAAUCUCAUUUUCAGUUUUUGUUGCUAACUUCCGUAUUAGCAACUUUGACAGCUUCAGUCCAACACAGCAGUCUAUGACACUUUAAAAAAAAAAAAAAAAGGGAAAAAAAGAAAGG
Messenger RNA from Egretta garzetta (little egret), 1908 nucleotides. It is a transcript of the gene OSTF1, whose product is annotated as osteoclast stimulating factor 1. Lineage: Eukaryota; Metazoa; Chordata; Aves; Pelecaniformes; Ardeidae. The transcript is spliced from 9 exons. The record is from RefSeq and is a predicted model, not a curated record. Gene Ontology annotation, biological process: signal transduction. Bases 96 to 611 code for a protein of 171 amino acids. Gene Ontology annotation, molecular function: protein binding.